Messenger RNA from Phaedon cochleariae (mustard beetle), 1206 nucleotides. The record is from the annotation of a GenBank genome assembly. NCBI's taxonomy places the organism in Eukaryota, Metazoa, Arthropoda, Insecta, Coleoptera, Chrysomelidae.
AUGUACGGGAAAUACGUGCCGGGAAGUCUGAAUCCGUAUCAGUGUUCCAUCAAAAAGGGAACCCCGCCUGGCUGUGAUCCGCGAAGAAUCGACCUGAAAAAAUACAAGUUAAUCCCAAUAUUCGUCACCGAAAAUCACCAUGAAGUGAUUCCCUUUAUCUACAAGAACAUCGGUUCAAAACACCUUCCCCUAGAAGGAUCGACCUUAAUCCAUUUUGAUUCUCACCCGGACAUGUUGAUACCCAAAAAUAUGCCUGCCGAUACGGUUUUUGACAAAAACGCCCUCUUCGAUGAACUCAGCAUCGAAAACUGGAUAAUGCCAGCUGUAUAUGCCGGCCAUUUCGGAAAUUUGAUAUGGGUGAAACCACCAUGGGCUGAGCAGAUGCAAAAUGGAAGUCAGACGUUCCAUAUAGGCAAACACAAAUCGACCGGUACAAUACGCUUGGAUUGCAAAGAAGAUUAUUUCAUAUCCGAGGGUUUAUACUCUCAUGCCAAAGACCUGGAUGCCAUUAGAGAGAUUGAUUUGCAUGUAACUACUUUGGGCAAUCGAAUCAACGGUGUUACUGAUGAUUUGAACGGUCUAAGGAAACAGCUGUUGUGUGGCGAUGCCCCGAUAAUUCUGGAUGUGGAUUUGGAUUUCUUCAGCACCGGAAAUCCCUUCAAGAAAAUUUAUGAUAAGGCUGACGUCUACGAAGCUCUGAAGAAGAUAUUCGAGUACCAGCCACCGUCCUCCAAAGAAGAUGUGUUGGUUUUUGAAGCGGUGGAGAAACGUGCGAAACAAAUGGAUGAGCUGGAAGCCAUGUUCAAGCAUUUGCAUAGCACCAGGAAGAUGCCUGAGGUGGAAGAACCGUCUGAGCUUCAUAAAAUGGUCGACCAAUUGAGGAAGAAUUUGUUGGAGAACUACAAAGACCAGGAUAUUGACUGGGAGUUUAUUUUCGAAGCAGGUUGUACUUGUGACUCUUCUGGGCUGCCGUGUCACAUUUCUUCAAUGGAGGAACUGGAUAUGAUGUUCGAUAGUUUCAAAAACUUUUUGGAAUUUAUUCCGAAGCCUCCAGUGAUCAUCACAAUGUCUAGGUCUACUAUUGACGAUUAUACUCCUUUUGAAAGUGUCGAGCUGAUACAGGAUACAAUUAUUGAACUGUUGAAGGAUAAGUUUAGUUGUGAUGAACCCAAGUUGGAUUAUCUGGAUAAGUCUGAUGAAGAUUGA